Messenger RNA from Ctenocephalides felis (cat flea), 1086 nucleotides. RefSeq lists its product as uncharacterized. Lineage: Eukaryota; Metazoa; Arthropoda; Insecta; Siphonaptera; Pulicidae. The coding region runs from base 1 to 1086 and encodes 361 amino acids. The transcript has 8 exons. The record is from RefSeq and is a predicted model, not a curated record. Gene Ontology annotation, cellular component: extracellular region.
AUGGCAUUUCAUCAAAGUCCUCUAGAACUAUCAACUCUAUCAAUAUCUGAUUCGAAUGCCAACGAAGUCCCUGUUCUCAUCAAGACGGUUCCUUUAUCAAAAAGGGCUCCUGCGUCCAGGCGCAUGCGCAGCACCUUCACAAACACCGAGUUCAAUGUGCCUCCAAUUGGAGCAGGUAGUGGAGCACCUCCUCCGAGUCGAAAACGAGAGCAAGCAGAAGCUUUGGAAAAUUUGAGGAAAAAAAUAUCUCCUGCACUGUUGAGAAAAGAUUACGGAGGCACACUCGAUAACGCACUAGAUAAUGCAAAAGAAAAAGAUGAUGAGGAUGAAAGGCCAUUGACAAGAGAAGAAGCUAGAAAACAAGCACAAUUAGAUAAUAGACCACAACUUUUACAAAAGAUCCUGCAUACGAGAUCCUUAUGUCUAGUAUCAGAAGGUGAAGAAGGGUGCACUGCCUGGCAGGACAGUGAUUUUAUUUCUGAUGCCUUAUGCUGGCACAAUGUCUACAGACAGAGACAUGGGGCUCCUGCACUAACUAUGAGCCCGGAGUUGUGCAGUUUUGCCCAAACUUGGGCGAAUCACUUGGCCCAUACAAAUAAAUUUUACUAUCGAAGUGACAGAGAAGUUGGACAAAAUUUGUUCUGCAGACCAGCAAAUGUUAUUCAGACUGAAGUGACAGGUCAAGAAGUAUCGACUUACUGGUAUGGGGCGGUGAAGCAAUAUGAUUUCUUUAAGGAACCAGAUGUUUUACACGCCAACGUUAAUGCCGGUCACUUUACCCAAAUGGUUUGGGCAAGUACACGACAUUUCGGAAUUGGAAAAGCCAGAAGUAGAUCAGGUAAAAUUCUGAUAGUAGCCCACUACGCUCCGCCCGGAAACAUCUCCGGCUACUUCUCCGACAAUGUCCGUCCUCCGGGCUUCGAAGGUUCCGAAGGGCCUCCUUCGCCAUCGUUGCUCGCUUCCUUCAACCUGCUCCAGCAGCAACAGCAGCAGCAGCAGCAGCAGGAACAGGAGCAGGCUCAGGAGGAGAUGUCGAUCGCCACAAGCUCCACUGGGAGCAGGAGUUCCUUCGGCGACACUUUGUGA